Molecule: messenger RNA, 2853 nt
Organism: Puntigrus tetrazona (Sumatra barb)
Lineage: Eukaryota; Metazoa; Chordata; Actinopteri; Cypriniformes; Cyprinidae
Gene: dus1l
Product: dihydrouridine synthase 1-like (S. cerevisiae)
Exons: 14
Coding region: 133-1563 (476 amino acids)
Molecular function (GO): tRNA dihydrouridine synthase activity
Source: RefSeq, a predicted model, not a curated record
CACCGCGACACCAGCAGCACUUCAUGUGCCGCAUAGAGCUGCUGUCUCUGUGGCUGGAUCAUAAGCUACUGUUACCCAGAUUGCAUGUAACCAGUUACUGCCCAGCUCUGGAUCUCAUCCUGUGCAGGCAGCAUGGCGAAACCCAGCGGGUUCGAGUUUUGGACGAGCACUCUGAAGGGGGCACGCUAUGUGGUGGCACCCAUGGUGGAGCAGAGCGAGCUGGCCUGGAGGCUGCUGAGCCGCAGACACGGAGCAGAGCUCUGCUACACUCCCAUGCUGCACGCUCAGGUGUUCGUGAGGGAUGUCAACUACCGCCGAGAGAACCUGUACAACGAGGUCAACCAGGAGGAUCGGCCCCUCAUCACACAGUUCUGUGCCAAUGAUCCUGAAGUGUUUAUCCAGGCUGCUCUGCUCGCACAGGAUUACUGUGAUGCCAUCGAUCUGAAUUUGGGUUGCCCCCAGAUGAUUGCAAAAAGAGGCCAUUAUGGGGUGUUUCUUCAAGAUGAGUGGGACCUUCUUGAGAAAAUGAUUAAACUGGCAGAUGAAAAACUCUCCGUGCCCAUUACCUGCAAAAUCCGGGUCUUCCCAGAGAUUGAGAAAACCGUGAAGUAUGCAAAAAUGCUGGAAAAGGCUGGCUGCCAGCUCCUCACAGUUCACGGGAGAACUAAAGAUCAAAAGGGGGCUCUGACGGGCAUUGCAAGUUGGAAGCACAUCAAAGCUGUACGGGAGGCUGUAAAGAUUCCCGUCUUCGCCAAUGGAAACAUCCAGCACCUGAGUGAUGUUCAGCUCUGCAUGGAGGAGACUGGAGUCCAAGGUGUCAUGAGUGCAGAAGGGAAUCUCCACAAUCCUGCCCUGUUUGAAGGCCGUAGUCCACCUGUGUGGGAGAUGGCUGAGGAGUACCUGGAGGUUGUGGAGAAACACCCACCCUGCAGUCUGUCUUUCGUCAGAGCUCACAUCUUCAAACUCUGGCACCACACUUUACAGAUACAUCAAGACCUGAGGGAGGAGCUGGCCAAAGCCAAAAACAUAGCUGGGAUUGCAGAGGUCAACAGACAGCUGAAAAAACGUUGCCAGGAGGAGAUGGCUAAAGAUGAAUCGGAAUGGAUUCGGACUGGACUUCCCUUCCCUCACUGGAUCUGUCAACCCUACGUCAGACCACCGCCCAAGGAUCCAAACUCUGAAAAUGGGCAGAAAGCAUCAGAAACCAAAGCCGUGAGUGUAAAGAGGGCGCUGGAGGAAAGCGAUGGCCCCAACGACUCGCUCUCCAAGAACAAGCAGAAGAAGAAAGCCCGCAAUCCCCACAAGAACUUCUGUCCAGAGCUGAAACCAAAAUACGUCAAGUGUGAGCAAUGCGGAAACCCAAAGGGGAAUAAAUGUGUGUUCAGCUUGUGCCGUGGCUGCUGUAAGAGGAAGGCUUUCAAGGAAGUGGCCGAUUGUCCCGGCCAUGGACUGAGAUUUAAAACCAAGGCUUUAAAACUGUCUAACUCCGAUACGGGUGGUGGGCUGACGAAUGGGAAUCUCAACAGUCAGACCGUUUCCAGCGCAGCCCACAAUCCGCUGUAAAGCACAACAGUGACUUCUGAAAUCACAUUCAACUGGUUUACCGCUUAACAUUUCUGCACUGACUUCAAUGUACAAGACUGCAUUGGUGGACAAACCCGGUUUUUCCACUGUUGAUGUGUGAUUUGGAUCCAUAUGUCACCAAAACAACUGAACGUGCAAAGAAACGGGGCAUGGAAAGAUCAGCGCUACUGUUACUUACGCUAGAUCUUUUGUAGAGUCCUUCUUUUCUGUAAUGAAGUACCACUUUCUAGACUGCUGUCGGGUGAAUAGUUCCAUAGUCUUAAUAUUUCGAGAUUUGUUUAUUAGAGUAGUAUAUUUUGAUAAUUACUGGGAACGUAGUAUAUGAAGCAGCCGCUCUGAAUGCACAAUCCUGCACUACACCCAAGAUUGAGGAGCUGGACUUUUAUCUCGGGACGUUCUGUGGAAAUACACCAACACGCUGGUGGUCAUCGUCACUCAAACAUUAUUUUAACUGUAUUUUUACUAUAUUUAUUGUCUUCCGAAAUGAAAGAUUGGCCAUAUUUGUAGGUUGCAACUUGCAACCAAACAUCUUUGGACUUUUAAUCCAUUUUUAAUUUUUUAACAUGUAUGUAAAUUCACUUUUAUUCCGAGACCUCUGCUUAUUUUAUUGUGCGCUUACGAUAACGCGACUAUUUCACACACACACAUAUAUUGUUAUACAGAUUUAUUGUAGAAAUUUUUAGUUACACUACAAAGAUUCCUGACCCAGGAAAUUAUUUCAGGUACAGAUGCCUUAGCCUAUAAUCGCUAAUAUUGUACUGCCUUUUACCUCCAUUCUUUUGGUGUUUAAAAAAAAAAAAAGGAUACAGUCCUAAUACAACUUCUGUUCAACAUAUUGACAUUUUCUUGUUGUUAUCGGCCAGCAUGAUUUAUUUUUUCACACAUUACUUUAAAGCAGAGGUCACCACGUUCGUUUCUGGAGGGCCGGUGUCCUGCAGAGCUUAGCUCUGACCUUAAUCAAACACAUCUGAAGCAGCUAAUCGAGCUCUUACUAGGUAUACUUAACUUCCAGGCAGGCGCGUUGAGGCAAGUUGGAGCUAAACUACAGGACACCGGCCCUUCGGGAUCAAGUUUUGUGACCCCUGCUUUAAAGCAUCAGGACUCAACUCCGUGCCUUAUUCUAAAGAUUUGGGACAGUUACUCAGAAAACACCCUUGAACGAAUGUAAACGUGUAGAUCUGUGGAUGUUUAGUUUUUUUUUUUCCUCAUCAGGGCUUAUUGUUCAAACAUUUUGGAAACUUUGCUCAAAUAAAUUCUGACGUGUUAAAA